Molecule: messenger RNA, 1049 nt
Organism: Cutaneotrichosporon oleaginosum
Lineage: Eukaryota; Fungi; Basidiomycota; Tremellomycetes; Trichosporonales; Trichosporonaceae
Source: RefSeq, a predicted model, not a curated record
UGAUACACGACCACGCUCGUCAUUCCGCUAACUCUUUACCAGCUCUCACUUCAUCUCCCGACUUGUCCCACUACGAUUUCGCGCAAGAGGUCAUCCUCACAACCAAGUCUGCUAACCCGUCCCCUGAGACUGCCUUUUUUAGCAUGGGCCAACUCCACCGCGCCCUUCCGCGUCUCUCGGGCCGCGACUUCGCAAUCGAGGCAGAGAAGCAAGCAGCUGCCGUGGCGCAUGCUCGCACGCAGUCGGACGCCCUGCGCGCCGCCGAGGCCACCAUUGUAUACCGCCCCAAUGGCCGUCUUCCAAGCCUGGCCCAGAUCCAGGCCAAGAUGCACCGCAUGGGCGGGAGCCGCAGCGACUCGAUCGACUCGCAGGACUCGGAGGGCCCACAGACGCCGACGGACGAGAUGACAACGUUUGACUUUGUCGCCCCUCGCCGUCCAAUGACGCCUGACAGCCCUUCGUCGCGUCUUGCGCCCUUCCUUCGCGAGCGUACAAACGGCCGUCUGGCUCGUCCCCGGUCCAUGCCACCCGUCUAUGGCGAAGUGGACGACCUUGACGAGCUCCCGGCCUUGCCGUACUUCCGCACCUCGCGUCAAGGCUCCCUGCCUCCUACCCAGCAAUCGACGCAGCGGACUUGGCGCCAGUUUUCGCUCCCCGCAACGCCCGCCACCCCCACUCGUUCGCCGAACCGUGCUGGUGGCGUGACGCUCGUUGUUACUCCUCCCUCGCAGUCGCAGUUGCGCUACUCGCCCACAUCGCCCACCGAGUCGGUGGCAUCGGUCGUGUCCGCUGCAUCAUCUGUCCCAUCGCUUCCCAUCAUCACUUGCACCCCUGCUGCAGAGCAGGACUCAGACGAGGAGUCUGAGGGUGACGUGAUUGUGUUCAGCGGUGAGCCCGACUCCGACGAGGACGACGAGGACGACGAAGAGGACCGCCGCAUGCGCGAGCAGGCUGGUCUCGAGAUGCGGAACCGCCUGCUUCGCCGAUCCACGUGAUGACCGGCGAUCCAGCAACGACUAUCUUGUGCCUGUUUCGGCCGAUAUACCGAA